ACCACAACUUCUCUGCUGGAACAGCUGGCGUACCUUCCAUUAGCAAUCACACAGGCGUCGGCAUACGUCAACAAAAAGCGCCUAGGUCUAUUUCUAUACCUCGGCCUUUCACGACAAGCGGAACAGGACGCCGUGGAACUCCUGAUUGUAGACUUCAGAGACCCAGGACGCUAUAAGGACACUCAGAACCCUGUGAUCACCACCUGGUUAAUAUCAUUUAAGUAGACUCAGCAGCAGAAUCAAUUAGCAGUAGACUAUCUAUCUUUUAUGUUCUGUAUCAGUCUACGAAACAUCCUGUUGUCACGUCUGCCUCUCCAAUCAACAGAGAAACAGAAACUUAACCGCUUGGUGCUUCUAAAUGCGUACUCGAUCACUCACAGCUGACGCAAACAUAGCUAUGAACAGACUUGUGCAAACUGCGACCCGGGACUGGCUUCGAAAAUAUGGGGUUUCCUGUCUCGAGAUCCGAAGGGUGGCUGAUCAGUUUGGAAAACUCUUCCCGGACAAUAGUCAUGAUAAACGAGGGCUGUGGCGAGAAUACCUCACCCAUGCAUUAGUACUUGCGCAUGAGAAUGACUUUAUUCCACAAUUAAAAUAGUACAUAAAAUUAGUUGAGAGGAUUUCAGAUUGCCUUGCAAGUGACGGAAGGUAUUGCGGGGCAGAGGCACUAUAUCGCAAGCUGAUGUAGAUAAAUCAGGACAAAAAUGGCUCCAAGCAUCCCUCUACUCUGACCAGGAUCGCGAACUUGGCAGUAACCUACCGGAUCAGGGAUGAUGAAAUGAAGCUGAGAAGCUGGGAGUGUAAGUUAUCGAGGCAUCCAGGACAGUGCUGGGAGCUGAGCAUCCUGACACUCUGAUCAACAUGCAUGAUCUUGCCUUUACAUACAAAUAGAUGGGUAAACACACCGAACCCUCAGACCUAA
Aspergillus ibericus CBS 121593 is the source of this 922-nucleotide messenger RNA. RefSeq lists its product as uncharacterized. Lineage: Eukaryota; Fungi; Ascomycota; Eurotiomycetes; Eurotiales; Aspergillaceae. The coding region runs from base 359 to 598 and encodes 79 amino acids. The record is from RefSeq and is a predicted model, not a curated record. The transcript has a single exon.